Molecule: messenger RNA, 4351 nt
Organism: Varanus komodoensis (Komodo dragon)
Lineage: Eukaryota; Metazoa; Chordata; Lepidosauria; Squamata; Varanidae
Gene: IRF8
Product: interferon regulatory factor 8
Exons: 10
Coding region: 68-1462 (464 amino acids)
Biological process (GO): regulation of transcription by RNA polymerase II; immune system process
Cellular component (GO): nucleus
Molecular function (GO): RNA polymerase II cis-regulatory region sequence-specific DNA binding; protein binding; DNA-binding transcription factor activity, RNA polymerase II-specific
Source: RefSeq, a predicted model, not a curated record
AUCUCUGUAACCUCUUGGCGCAGUAUCUGGCGGCGAAAACGGCAAAGUGCGGCUGCAAAACGCACGGAUGUGGAGAAUGUGUGACCGAAACAGUGGGAGAAGGCUGCGGCAGUGGCUGAUUGAACAGAUCAAUAGCGGGAUGUAUCCUGGGCUGAUCUGGGAGGAUGAUGAGAAGACCAUGUUUCGUAUUCCAUGGAAGCACGCGGGCAAACAGGAUUACAACCAGGAGGUGGACGCAUCCAUCUUCAAGGCAUGGGCAAUAUUCAAAGGCAAAUUCAAGGAAGGUGACAAGGCAGAGCCAGCCACUUGGAAGACAAGGUUGCGCUGUGCCUUGAAUAAGAGCCCAGAUUUUGAAGAAGUGACGGACAGAUCCCAGCUGGACAUCUCCGAGCCAUACAAGGUCUACCGCAUUGUUCCAGAGGAAGAACAGAAAUGCAAAAUGGGAAUGGUGAAUGGGUGCGGCCUGAGUGAGGUCCCGGAGAUGGAGUGCAAUGCUUCUGCCAUAGAGGACUUGAUGAAAGAGGCCAAGAUGCAGGCAGCUGGCAGCUCAAAAAAUUCAGGGCUGCCAGACUCAGUGGUUACCUUGGAAGCAAGAGCCAAUAGUAUCCACAGUUUCUGGAAAAAGCACAUGCAAAAGCCCACCUCAGGAGUGGAGGAAUACCUCGGCACAAUAAAGAGAAGCCCUUCGCCACUGCCAGAGACUUGCCGAAAUCCACCAAUCCCCGACUGGUGGAUGCAUCAGUCACCUCCUGCUCUGUCCCUGAUGAGUGGCUUUACGAGUUACGAGCCACUUCAUUCAGGCCACUCCCAGAUGGUGAUCAACUUCUAUUAUGGAGGGAAACUGGUGGGAAGCACCACCACCACUCGCCCCGAAGGCUGCCGCAUCUCCCUUGGAGAAUCUCCCUACGUCCUGGAGAGCCUGGAGCACGUGCGGUUCCCGUCGGCGGACGCGAUCCCCCACGAGCGCCAGAGGCAAAUCACCAAGAAGCUGUUUGGGCACCUGGAGAGAGGCGUCUUGCUCCAUUGCAACAAGCAGGGCAUCUUCAUCAAGCGGCUCAGCCAGGGCAGGGUGUUCUGGAGCGGGAACACCAUGCUGUACAAGGACAAGCCCAACAAGCUGGACCGGGACGAAGUCGUCAAGAUUUUCGACACCAACCACUUUCUCAGAGAGUUUCACCAGUACUAUAACAGCCAAGGUCCCUUCCCAAACAGCAAAGUUAUUCUAUGUUUUGGGGAAGAAUUUCCAGAUGCCACACCUUUACGGUUCAAGCUGAUCCUUGUCGAGAUUGAGCAACUAUGCAUUCGACAGUUGAUGGAGGAAGCUGGGAAGAAUGAAGGCAACACUCUGAUACACCCCGUGGGAGAAGAGGUGCAUUAUGACCAGAUGUACCGGAACUUCCAGGAUUCUUGUGGACCUCACCAAAGACCCAUUUUCAGAGAGAAUCAACAGAUCACUGUUUAAAACUCCUGUUAGGAGGGGUGGGAGGUUUGGGAAAAGAAAAGAAAAAAGAAAAGAAAAGACGCCUUAAAAAAAACCAAAGGAUUUGUUUAAGAUCAAUGUUUAUAGCAUCAUUCAUUGAACAUUUCCCUCUGGAAAAAUCGCCCUGGUCUUUGCUAGAGUGAUGUUAUAUUGUGUUUGGGGCAGGAGAGUUUUCCCUUUACAGCCUAACUUAAAUGACAUCCAUUUGAGCAUUCCUUGGGGUUUCCACACUACAGCCUUACCCCAAAGUCAGCUUAAACCAGGUUAAAACUGUCCAAUCUCGUUUCACUGCAUUGUGUGCUUUGGUUGAAAGGAAGGAAAGGAGGUGGGUGGGUGGGAAAAUGGUGUUGAUUCAGCCAUUGUGUUUCUGACAAGCGAUGCAAGCCCUGGGGUGUUCCACUGCCCCAGUAUUAAUUUCUUCACUCAGGGCAGGCUUUGAAGGGGGGUGGGCAAAGGGCCUUCCAGGGAGACCCCUCCUCUGUCUUGGCCCCAGUGGGCGGCCCGGCUGCUGAAUCGAACCACUCUCUUCUCGAAUUUCCCAGAAUGCCCAGAGCAAGGCUAGGUCAAGGGCACUGUGGGAAAUUGAGCCUCUCCAGAGCUGGCUGCCUGGGGGAGCCAAUCCCCAGAAGCCGGACAUGCCAGGUGUGGCAUGCAGAGUGCAGUGGGACAUGAGGCACCGUGGAUGGAGGGGGGAAGCUCCGUGAAGCGCAACGCUUCCAUUUUGGGAAGGGCUCUGGGCAUCCGUGGGGGAAUGCCCCCGUGUGGAUCUGUCCCAGAUCACGGGCCUUUUUGAGUCGACCGGUCCUGGGCACCCAGGGACAAAACACGAUCCCACUGCUGGGAGAGCUGUGUGAGCAAGGCAGGCUGGGACGGUGCUGAGUGCGUCUGAAAAGGGCAGCUUGCACCCACAUGGCUGGAUCGCUCGGCCAGCGUGAACCCAGGUGCGCCUGGAUGAGGACUUCUGUGCUCAGGCAUCCCGUGAGGGCUGUGCGAGCUCCAGUUUCAGCAUACUGGUAGGAGACGGGGAAUGCAGGGAAACGGACCCAAGAGGGGAACAGAUCCUGGGUACGGUGGCAUCUUGACUGCCUCGUCUUCCCCGGAGAGGUGAAAAUUCUGCUGGCUUUAUUGACACAGUUAAGUGGCCACGUCGAUGAUGUAAUGCAUCUGUGGUUUUGUACAGUUUUUUGUUUGCUCUUUAUGGCUAGGAUUGUUUUGGGUUAAAGGGUACGGUUGUGUGCAAACUGAUCAUGGGAAUCCACGCAUGGGAGACACGACCUUGUCUUUGUCCGUGCCGUCUGGUCUUGUCCUCUUCACUGGUUCUCCUCAGGUUUGAGCAGAGAUGGGUUUCCCCAUCUCCUGCUACCAGGCAUCCGUGGGGUGGUGUUUUUUAAUUAUUAUUUUUGUUAUUUUCAGCAGGGACCAUGAUGUUCUCCAGUGCCACCCACCCUCUGCCUCCUGGUUCCCUCUGAGCUUAGCUGUAGCCUUCACAGUAGCUGAAGGAAUGAUGGAUCUUCCUAGAAACAAUUGCCAGCUAUGCCUCUUGAAAUGUAAAGUAUUUGGGGGUGGCUUGGUCUUAAACGGACUAUUCAGACCCAUUAGCUUCCCUAAAGACCUGGUGGUGAUGGGAGAUGGAAACUGCUGGAAGGUUUCUGGAUAUGGUUCAACGUAGCUGCCAGCAGUUCUGGACCCUUCUUUGGGGUGCUGCUUUGGGGAAGGUCAUGGGGGCAUCUGAGUUCAGGAUUUACUGCUACACCAAGGUCAGAAUCCUUUUGUAAAUUGGAGAUUGCCAGAGACUGAAGUGGAACCUUUCUUAUGCCAAGUGCAAGGUCCCCUCUUUUAUUUUUAAAUAGCAAACUGUAUUUCCUCUCUUCUCAUGUUUUGCUAGCUGGGAAGGUUUUCUCAGCAAGCAGAAAAGUUCUGACCGAGAGGCUGGAACUGGUCUGUUCAGUGUAUUGUGUCUAUAAUGAGGGAGGGAAGGAUGCUAAAAUGGAAGACAAAUGCUUCAUUCUUGGUCCUUUCCAAUCCACCAAAGCUCAGAAGCUCAACACUGUGAAAGUCAACUUCAUGUUAAUUAGGUAAGCUUAGGUUCAUGGCAUCUGUUGGGAUCAAGCAAAAUGUCACAGAUUGGCAAACUGAGUUAAUAACUAUGGUGUUAGUUAAGGGCACAGAGUGGCCUCCCAUUCACUUCAGUGGAGGGGGCCUCUCAGUGGGUGGAGAAGGUUGCAGAUGUGACAUGCACUUUCUGUUGAAGUGAAUGGGUGUGGGUAAAGGGUCUGUGUUGGGCAGAGUUUCUUUUCUGCCACGCUUGUGAUGUGUGUUGAUGUAUCCAAAGUUUAAAGCAGCCAUGGGGCAGACGCUCAAGCCAAUGUGCCAGAGAACUGAAAACGGGAUGGUUUUCUGUUAUAUUUCUAUUAUAUUCCUAAUGCAAAUAUAAAAGAGGAGUAUGCCAUGAACCCAGGGAAAAAGCUAUUCAAAACACUGCAAUACUGCAAUGGCCAUGGAGACCGCCAAAGGAUGCAUUCUAGAUCAAUAGGCCUCGGUGUUCAGUGUCUGUACAGAUUAGAAAUGCGUACAAGCUAUCACUAAUACAGAUCCAGCCUGCUUGGGUGUUUGUGCACACGUGUGUGAAUGUGUAAAUGUGUGUAAAUGUGGGAGCCGAGGAUGUGCGAAAGCUUUCCUACGGGAGCAAGGAUUAACGGUGGGAUUUAUGCUCCUAGGCGCGAGUGUGUACACGGGAGUACACAGAGAAUGCCCAAGCAAGUCACACGUGUACAACUCUUGUAGGCUCGGUAUUUAUUUUAACUGCUUGUUUAGAAUGUUUUGUGAUUGUUUGACAAUUGCACUCCCCAAUAAACAGCGUCCCUUUUGUAA